Molecule: messenger RNA, 1293 nt
Organism: Artibeus jamaicensis (Jamaican fruit-eating bat)
Lineage: Eukaryota; Metazoa; Chordata; Mammalia; Chiroptera; Phyllostomidae
Gene: PPIE
Product: peptidylprolyl isomerase E
Exons: 10
Coding region: 42-947 (301 amino acids)
Biological process (GO): protein folding; protein peptidyl-prolyl isomerization
Cellular component (GO): intracellular membrane-bounded organelle
Molecular function (GO): RNA binding; peptidyl-prolyl cis-trans isomerase activity
Source: RefSeq, a predicted model, not a curated record
GGACCUGGCGCAGGCUUCCGGAAGGAGAGUGCGGGAGCAAAAUGGCCACCACCAAGCGUGUGCUGUACGUGGGUGGACUUGCAGAGGAGGUGGAUGACAAAGUUCUUCAUGCUGCUUUUAUUCCUUUUGGAGACAUCACAGAUAUUCAGAUUCCUCUGGAUUAUGAAACAGAAAAGCACCGAGGAUUUGCUUUUGUUGAAUUUGAGUUGGCCGAGGAUGCGGCGGCAGCUAUUGACAACAUGAAUGAAUCUGAGCUCUUUGGACGAACAAUUCGCGUCAAUUUGGCCAAACCGAUGAGGAUUAAGGAAGGCUCUUCCAGACCGGUUUGGUCAGAUGAUGACUGGUUAAAGAAGUUCUCUGGGAAGACUCUGGAAGAAAACAAAGAGGAAGAGGGGUCAGAGCCUCCCAAAGUGGAAAAGCAGGAGGGAGAGCCCGCUGCAAAGAAGGCCCGCUCCAACCCACAGGUGUACAUGGACGUCAAGAUCGGGAACAAGCCAGCGGGCCGCAUCCAGAUGCUCCUGCGUUCGGAUGUCGUUCCCAUGACAGCAGAGAAUUUCCGUUGCCUGUGCACCCACGAGAAGGGCUUUGGCUUCAAGGGGAGCAGCUUCCAUCGCAUCAUCCCCCAGUUCAUGUGCCAGGGCGGCGAUUUCACGAACCACAAUGGCACCGGGGGCAAGUCCAUCUAUGGGAAGAAGUUUGAUGACGAGAACUUUAUCCUCAAGCACACGGGGCCAGGCCUGCUCUCCAUGGCCAACUCUGGCCCCAACACCAAUGGCUCCCAGUUCUUCCUGACUUGUGACAAGACGGACUGGCUGGACGGCAAGCACGUGGUAUUUGGGGAGAUCACGGAAGGCCUGGAUGUCCUGCGAAAGAUCGAGGCCCAGGGCAGCAAGGACGGGAAGCCGAAGGAGAAGGUGAUCAUCUCCGAUUGCGGGGAGUACGUGUGAGAGGCGCUUUCCCUGCGCUGCGCCUGUGGGCCCCGGAUUCGUUCACCCGGGGGAUCCCGCACUUGUUAAGCAGGGGUCCGUGACGUGGCCCUUCUCGGGGUCAGCUUGGAGCAGCUCCCCUGCAGGCCGGCCUGGGCUUCCCCUGGCUCUUUCCCAAGUGUGGCUGGGGAGCCGGCACGGGGCCCGGGUGCCUGCUGUGGAUGGCUGGGCGUGGCCUUCGCAGGCCUUUGCUGCUGGCGCCUCUCGUGAGCCCACUGGUGUGGCUGUUGGACAUUUCUUGUGGUAAAAUGGAUCAUAAUUUAUUUUGCCAGAUAUAAUAAAACCUCCCCCCAAAGUGAUGACUUCA